UUAUACAGUCGAUCGAUUUUCCAACGCAUUUCGCCCUGUUCAACGUUCUUGCGAGAAUAUGUCGGGAAACAGGCAGUUUACUUGGCAAGAGCUUGCCAGUAUGAAUCUGGAACAUAAUGCACACAUCGCAAUUAACGGGAAGGUUUAUGAUGUGAGUAAAUUCCUUGCUCGUCACCCUGGUGGUAAAGAUGUCUUGUGUAUGGCAGCAGGAAAGGAUGUUACCAUUGUUUUUCAGUCGUAUCACGUCUUCAGCGACGUUCCACCCAAAAUGCUAGACAAGUUCUAUGUUGGUGAGUUGGUUUCCACGCAGUAUCCCACUUUCCCAGAACCAGGGGCUUUUUACAACACAGUAAGAGAAAGAGUACGGAACCAUUUCGAGGACACAAAACAGGAUCCAAAGAUCUCGGGAUGGAUGUGGUUGAGGUACUUUCUCGCGGCAGCGAUGACGAUCAUUCUUUGGUUUGUACAGAUAUUCUUGUCCACACAAAAUUUCUUCUUUGCUUGUGUUGCGGGAUUUUUCCAUGGAUGGUUCAUUGCCUUAGGAGCCAUAUUCAGCUCUCACGAUGCAAGCCAUUUUUCUGUGACAAGUAAUCCUCUUGUAUGGAGACUGGUUGGCCAUGUGGUUGACUUUAUAAAUGGAGGGUCAUAUUACGUUUGGGUAUUUCAGCAUGUAUUUGGUCAUCAUCCGUUUACUAACAUCGAUGGGGUCGAUCCUGACAUCAGCACUGCAAAAGAAAAGCCGGAUAUGAGACGAAUCAAAUGGAGCCAGAAUUGGUUGCCUCGAUACUUUAACCAGCAUGUAUAUAUGCCUUUAAUAUACUGCUUGCUGGGCUUCAAGACUUAUCUUCAGGAUUUCACUACAUUCAUAUCCCUGAAAAACAGUACCAUGCGGCUCAAUCCACCAUCAAAAUCUCAUGUUAUUUUAUUCUUUAGUGGAAAACUUUUCUUUUUCAUGCACAAGGUGAUACUUCCCUGGAUGUUGCUCUCAUUUUGGAAAAUGGCUGCUCUUUUGUUUCUCGCUGAGAUAGCAACUGGUUACUGGUUGGCUCUUAUAUUUCAGGCAUCUCAUGUUGUUAGUGAGGUCGAAUGGCCUCAGCCUGAUGAAAAAGGAGUAAUGAAAAGGGAUUGGGCAGAGCUUCAGAUCGAGUCAACAUUAGACUAUGCAACAGACAGUUGGUUCUGGAAUGUUUUUACAGGAGCUCUCAAUCAUCAAACAGCCCAUCACCUCUUCCCGGGCGUGUGUCAGUUUUACUAUCCUCAGAUUACUCCCAUCGUCCGUGAGACGUGUAAGGAGUUUGGGGUGAGGUACAAUUACAAGGAGACCUUCUUUCAGGCGCUUGGUGCUCAUAUUUCACAUCUGAAAGUACUUGGACAAGAGCAGGACAGACCAAUUGUCACCAGGCCUGAAGUAAAGGCAGGGUGAAAACUGAAUGUGGGCUGCUGAGGUUUUCAUAGUUGAUCUAUAGAGCAAGCAGGUUUUUUUUUUGGCGACUUGACUUAGCAAGGUAAUUUGGUUUUAGGGUAAUUUUCAAUUGUGUCGAAGGUGAUCCGAGAUGCAUUGAUUUUGCUUUAGUUCUAAAAAAUUAUUGGAUGAUGUUUUUUCUCGAUAUCCAGAAAAAUCAAGGUCGAGGUAGGGGUUAUCAGCCUCAGUCUUCGGCUGAUAACCCUUACCGAGAACAGACAUGAAGCGUACAAGCUUGGAGAAGAGUACGCUGUCCUAGUGGUACUCAAAUAUCACUGCGCGCCAACCUUUCACUUUCGGGAGUCUGCCUUUAAGGUUAAUUGUAAGUAUAGUUGAGUUAGUGAUGAAUUAAUUGAGCGGUCCAAUUGCAAGCUUGACGAGUAGACUUUCGGAUUAACACUCAAAUCGAACUGUUGAUGAUCAAUAACGUUGGAGAAUUUUUUCAUUUGUAACUAAUAUAAUGAUUUUGUUACUAAAUUAAAGUUGUUUCUAUGAUGAA
Molecule: messenger RNA, 1961 nt
Organism: Pocillopora verrucosa
Lineage: Eukaryota; Metazoa; Cnidaria; Anthozoa; Scleractinia; Pocilloporidae
Biological process (GO): lipid metabolic process
Cellular component (GO): membrane
Molecular function (GO): oxidoreductase activity, acting on paired donors, with oxidation of a pair of donors resulting in the reduction of molecular oxygen to two molecules of water; heme binding
Source: RefSeq, a predicted model, not a curated record